AUGUGUUACGGUCACCAUCAAUCGUUACCGCGGAGCAGCCUCCGUCGCCAAUCGUACGACGGAGACAGCGACGAUACAGCGAUCGACGAUCUACGAGACCGGCUCGCGGAAACGGAGGCGCGGCUGCGGCGAGCCAGAGCAAGAGAAGCUGAGCUAAGCCGUCGGUUAGAGCAGAUGAAGAGAUUCGUUUCCGUCAUGGAGAUCAUGGAGACUUACUUGGAGCGACGAUGCCAGGAGCAUAAAGAUCGAAUCGCUCGCCUCUUCUCUCCGCUAUCGACGAAAUGA
Messenger RNA from Microthlaspi erraticum, 285 nucleotides. The record is from the annotation of a GenBank genome assembly. Lineage: Eukaryota; Viridiplantae; Streptophyta; Magnoliopsida; Brassicales; Brassicaceae.